UUUUCUGAGGUUUGAACAGGUCGAGAUCUGAGUUGCUGUUUACCAACGAAUCCGUUAUUAGGAGAGGUUGUUCACCCACAUAGCCAGUCUUCAUUGGUCUGACCUUCCCAGACACUCACCUACAUAAGCUUCACCUCGUCCACUCCUCCCACCAUCAAAAAUUGAAUCCAAUUCUCACUAGCAGGCGCUCUCCCCAACACACAAGCACUUCCGCCAACACCCUGAAAACGUCCCAUGGCACGUACAGCACUUGCAGUUGGUUUGGUCCUUGUCGCAGUGACCAUGCUCUGGCCAGGCACUGCAGCUCAGUCGAGUUGCACAAGCGUCAUAAUCAGCAUGUCGCCAUGUCUUAACUACAUUUCAGGGAACUCCUCAACCCCGUCUUCAGGAUGCUGCACGCAACUUGCUAGUGUUGUCCGCUCGCAGCCACAGUGCCUGUGUGAGGUUCUGAAUGGUGGUGGGUCUUCUGUGGGGAUCAACAUCAACCAAACUCAAGCUCUGGCACUACCUGGCGCUUGCAGUGUUCAGACUCCUCCCCUCAGCCGCUGUAAUGCUGCUUCUCCAGCAGACUCCCCAGCAGCUGAAUCUCCAACUACAGUUCCCUCAGAUGGCGGAUCCAAAACUGUACCAUCAACAGACAACGGCACAUCAAAUGGAAGUUCCACAAAAUCAUCAAUGUCCCUGCUCUUCAUCCUUCUCAUUGCUGCAUCAUAUGCUUCAACUUUCAUCGCGGGAUAAAUUUAACAAUCCGUCAGAACAUAUUUCACCGUUCUUACAUAUUCGUGAUUGUUGCUUGUAUUCGUUUUUAUUUUUUGUUUAUUUCUUCUGGUUCCGAUUGUUUGAGUGGUUCAUGUAAUAAUUUAUAUUUCGGUGAGUUCUGAGAGGAUGAUAUGGUUUUGUAUGGCUGAAGAGACUUUUUGCUCUCUUCCCUUAUCAAUAAAGACCAUUCCUAACUUAUAGAAUAA
This is a messenger RNA of Vitis riparia (riverbank grape), 965 nucleotides long. RefSeq names its product non-specific lipid-transfer protein-like protein At2g13820. The transcript is spliced from 3 exons. Gene Ontology annotation, molecular function: lipid binding. The record is from RefSeq and is a predicted model, not a curated record. Bases 235 to 738 code for a protein of 167 amino acids. Lineage: Eukaryota; Viridiplantae; Streptophyta; Magnoliopsida; Vitales; Vitaceae. Gene Ontology annotation, biological process: lipid transport.